AUGGAUAUAACAAUUAUUUUAUCGGAAAGAGGCAAAGAAUUAGCCCUAGUUAAUUUAUACAAGUAUAAAUUAAUUGGAGAGCAAAAAAAAGACAAUCUUUUGAGAUGGAGGUGUACUAAUAAUAAAUGUUCGGCAAUAAUGUUCUCGGGUUUAGAUAAACGUAAAGUGAUUGAAACUGCUGGACAACAUAAUCAAGAUAAAAAUUCUAUUGAGAAAAUAUAUUAUAUAUAA
Macrosiphum euphorbiae (potato aphid) is the source of this 231-nucleotide messenger RNA. NCBI's taxonomy places the organism in Eukaryota, Metazoa, Arthropoda, Insecta, Hemiptera, Aphididae. The record is from the annotation of a GenBank genome assembly.